Messenger RNA from Electrophorus electricus (electric eel), 2570 nucleotides. Its product is annotated as flavin-containing monooxygenase 5-like. Lineage: Eukaryota; Metazoa; Chordata; Actinopteri; Gymnotiformes; Gymnotidae. The record is from RefSeq and is a predicted model, not a curated record. Gene Ontology annotation, molecular function: flavin adenine dinucleotide binding; N,N-dimethylaniline monooxygenase activity; NADP binding.
CUCUGGAAUCAGUCCAUUAGGUCUAGGGCAAAUAAAUAAAGUAUGGGUGUGAUGAACUCAACAGAUUCAACAGAGUUGGUGAAAGGAAUUGUUUUUUGUUUGCUAGUCAAUCUUUUGCUGCAUAGCUAAAUUACUUCAUGGCACAUGGUUACACUUUGAAUCUUAACCUACUUUUCCCAUAUUCUUGAAAAGCCCAGAUUACACGUUAGCAAGGGUAAAGUUCACACAGUCCUUUGAUCGUACCACUUUGAUUUGAUUGUCGACCGUUCUGACAGAAGACAGUAAAGGUAUUUGACUAUCGUCUAAAGGGUCCCCGCGAUGGCUCGCCGUGUGGCCGUGAUCGGAGCAGGCAGCUGUGGGCUGACCUGCAUUAAGUGCUGCUUGGACGAGGGUCUAGAACCGGUGUGUUUCGAGAGCAGCGAUGACAUCGGAGGACUCUGGAGGUUUAAGGAGACUCCAGAGGCUGGAUGCUCCAGUGUCUACCGCUCCCUGUUCUCCAACACCUCCAAAGAGAUGAUGUGUUUCAGCGACUUCCCCAUGCCGGCGCACUACCCCAACUACUUACACCACUCACGCCUGCUGGACUACCUGCGGCUCUACGCUGAGCACUUUGAGCUACUCAAACACAUUCACUUCCAGACUACAGUGCACAGUGUGAGACCAAGACCUGACUUCUCUCUCUCAGGACAGUGGGAGGUUGUAACUGAGAACAAAGAUGGACUCAAAGAAACUCACACGUUUGAUGGGGUGCUCGUAUGUUCUGGACACUUCACACACCCCUUCAUGCCUCUCUCAGCAUUCCCAGGCAUAGACACAUUCUCAGGAAAAUGCUGCCAUAGUUGGGAAUAUAAGGAUGCAGAACUAUUCCGUGGGAAACGUGUGGUGGUUGUUGGGAUGGGCAACUCUGGAGGAGACAUUGCUGUAGAGAUCAGUAGAGUGGCACAGAUGACCUUCCUGAGCACCCGUGAAGGAGCGUGGGUGGUGGGCCGUUUGGCUGGCAACGGCCUACCUCUGGACAUUAUGUUGAUAAGACGCUUGAAUUCCCUGCUUCUCCACCUCCUUCCCCGAGCCCUGCUCAGCUGGAUGGAGGAGAGAGCCUACAACCAGAAAUAUGACCACAGGCUGUAUGGACUGCAGCCCAGGCACAGGAUACUCGACCAGCGACCUGUGAUUAAUGAUGACCUGCCAGUGUGCAUCCUCCAGGGGGUGCUGCAGAUAAAGCCAAACAUACGCGAGUUUCGAGGCUCGAGGGUCGUCUUUGACAAUGGAGUGACAGAAGAAGGGAUUGAUGUAGUGGUAUUCUGCACGGGAUACAAGGCCACCUUCCCGUUCCUGCCGCCGUCGUUGACCAGCAGUCCCGAGGGAGAGAUGAGGCUCUACAAAAGAGUCUUCCCUCUGUCCCUAGAGCGCCCCACGCUGGCCGUCCUGGGGAUGAUCAACGUUACAGGACCCCAAAUGCCCGUGAUGGAGAUGCAGGCACGAUGGGCUGCUAGAGUAUUCGCAGGACUGAUCCAUCUUCCUCCUUUGGCAACAAUGCAUAAAAUUACUGAGAAAGAAUGGAAGGAAAAUGUGAAAAAGUACUCUUGUUCCAAGAAGGCUGCAGUUGAGAGGGAGUAUUUGCCUUACAUAGAUUCACUAGCAAAGGAAGUGGGUGUUUAUCCUAACGUCCUGUGGAUGCUCCUGACGGACCCUGCCAUAGGUUUGCGUGUCCUGUUUGGCCCCUGCACCCCGUACCAGUUUCGACUGAAUGGGCCAGGUCGGUGGGAGGGGGCUCGCCAGGCCAUCCUCACCCAAUGGGAGCGCUUGGUCACGCCCCUAAAAACACGCCCCAUUCCGGAGCCCAAACCCUCUGGCCUUUUCGGCUGGGGUCUGGCUGGAGGGGCUUUGUUGAUUUUUGCUGCCAUUGUGUUCCAGAGGAGAAAUCCAACCUUUCUUCAGAAUCAGAUUGCAGAGAUGACCUUUGUUGGCAUCAGCAGGUGGUAUAGCUUCACCUAAACCCUGGGGUCAUGGUAGAAGGGGGGAGAUGGUGGCAAGAAAUAAAGUGCUCUUUACUGGGUCUAGACAGUAUGACACGGUAGUUCUGGUGCAUUCGAAAAAAUAAUGAUGUGGAAGCUUUUGCACACUCUUGCCAAAUGUGCAGUAUAUUUUAUAGCAUAUUAGAUCCAAAGUGCAUUUAUAGCCUAUGUUUCCAUAUGUGUUAAUCCAUGAGGCAGGAGACUGCUGAUAACUUGCCUGCAUUUUCAGCUAAUUUUAUAAUGUUCAGAUGCUACACAUCUACUUUUACAACUUUUAGAGGCUUAUCAUCCCAUUUUAUGAAAGGACCAUUACACUGGCAACCUUUGUUUUCAGGCAAAAUCUAGAUGCAGGCAAAAAAUCUAGAUGACUAACAAAGGACACUCAAACAAUAUUUACCUGCAGAAGACCAGAUUCUGUAGGCUGAUGUCGUCUGACCCACAGCCAUAUCAGGACUGCAGCUUUGGUGCUACAGGAGAAAGAGCUUAAUAUAUUUAGGGCUAUAGAGUACUGCAAGGUUACUAUUCACAAUGUUAUUUUCAAAUUUAAAAAAUAUA